AUGGAGGAAAUAGGUAUCGAUCUGAAACUUGAGGACCCCUCGCUUCCCGCACAAAUCUCAGAGAAACAAGCCUUACUUAGCUCUCUUCCUACAGGUGAUGAAGAGCUUUACAGUACUUGGAAAAGACUAGAAGGACAUAGAGAGUUCCUCGAGCUGCAAGAGGAGUAUAUCCGAGAUGAAACACAGAACCUUCGAAGAGAAUUACUGAGAGCACAAGAAGAGGUAAAGAGGAUUCAAAGUGUACCUUUAGUAAUUGGGCAAUUCUUGGAACCUGUUGACGAGAGAAGAGGUAUUGUCGGUUCUACCACUGGCUCAAACUACGUAGUCCGGAUCUUAUCCACACUCGAUCGUGAACUUCUUAAACCAUCUUCUUCAGUAGCAUUGCACCGACAUUCAAAUGCUCUCGUAGAUAUUUUACCUCCUGAGGCAGAUUCUUCCAUAGCAAUGCUAGGAGCGGACGAGAAACCCGACGUGAAAUAUAGUGAUAUCGGUGGCUUAGAUGCUCAGAAACAGGAGAUUAGAGAAGCAGUUGAAUUACCACUUAUACAAAUGGAUUUAUAUAGAAAGAUCGGUAUAGAUCCCCCUAGAGGUGUAUUACUUUAUGGUCCACCAGGUACUGGUAAAACCAUGUUGGUCAAGGCUGUUGCCAAUUCAACGAAAGCCUCCUUCAUUCGUGUCGUCGGAUCAGAAUUCGUACAGAAAUACUUAGGUGAAGGUCCUCGUAUGGUACGAGACGUGUUCAGACUUGCAAGAGAGAAUUCCCCCUGUAUUAUCUUUAUCGACGAAGUCGACGCUAUCGCCACAAAACGUUUCGAUGCGCAAACUGGGUCUGAUAGAGAAGUGCAACGUAUCUUAUUGGAACUACUGAAUCAAAUGGACGGUUUCGACCAACAAACAACUGUAAAGGUCAUCAUGGCUACCAAUAGAGCUGAUACACUCGAUCCUGCGCUUCUACGACCUGGCCGAUUGGACAGAAAGAUUGAAAUGCCCUUACCUUCGAGGAGAGAAAGACGAUUGAUCUUCCAAACUGUAACUUCAAAAAUGAACCUUGGUCCCGAUGUCGACUUGGAAGACUAUGUCUCUCGACCUGACCAAUUGUCAUCAGCUCAAAUCGCCUCCAUUUGUCAAUCAGCAGGUCUUCAAGCCGUGAGGAAGAACCGAUACGUCAUUUUACCGGUUGACUUUGAGGAAGCUUGGAAGGGAGUCGUCAAGAAGUCAGACGAGACCCAUGAGUUCUACCGAUAG
Molecule: messenger RNA, 1245 nt
Organism: Kwoniella shivajii
Lineage: Eukaryota; Fungi; Basidiomycota; Tremellomycetes; Tremellales; Cryptococcaceae
Product: 26S protease regulatory subunit 6B
Exons: 11
Coding region: 1-1245 (414 amino acids)
Biological process (GO): proteasome-mediated ubiquitin-dependent protein catabolic process
Cellular component (GO): proteasome regulatory particle, base subcomplex
Molecular function (GO): ATP binding; proteasome-activating activity; ATP hydrolysis activity
Source: RefSeq, a predicted model, not a curated record